AUGCUUAAAUCAAAUAAACUAACUUCUGAGUCAGCUUUAACUACUAACAGACCAACUAGUCGUAUAGAUACUUCAUAAUUAAACAGAGGAUAUUCUUAAUACACCUAAAGAUAAAGUACAAACAAAAAAUUAUGGAUAAAAAUUAAUAAAGUCACUGAAGAUGUUACUGAUUCUAAACCUUAUAUUGCAAUUGAAAAGUAAAGAAAUACAAAUUCAUGUCAUAUAAGAGUAAAUUUAAUAGUAAUUUUAAUUAGUCAUCUUUAAGUAGGAAGACAAGUUCAGAUAUAAAAAAUUAAAUAGAUUAUAAUGAAAUUAAACAUUACAUUAAAGAAGUUGAUCAUAAUUAUGAGGAUGAACCAUUUUCCAAAAAGGAUAAUCAAAAAUUAAUAUUAUAAUAUUAAAAGGAAAAGAGACUCAAUCAUUUAAACUUAAUAUUAGCAACAUUUAGAGACAGGAUAAAAAGUAGAAAUAUAUCAAAUGAUAUAGAAUCUAAUAAUUAAUAAAGUAUUUAUAUAAUUUGA
Molecule: messenger RNA, 521 nt
Organism: Paramecium primaurelia
Lineage: Eukaryota; Ciliophora; Oligohymenophorea; Peniculida; Parameciidae
Source: the annotation of a GenBank genome assembly